Messenger RNA from Aureobasidium subglaciale EXF-2481, 681 nucleotides. RefSeq lists its product as uncharacterized. The record is from RefSeq and is a predicted model, not a curated record. Bases 1 to 681 code for a protein of 226 amino acids. Lineage: Eukaryota; Fungi; Ascomycota; Dothideomycetes; Dothideales; Saccotheciaceae. Gene Ontology annotation, cellular component: nucleoplasm; cytoplasm; kinetochore. The transcript has 9 exons. Gene Ontology annotation, biological process: mitotic spindle assembly checkpoint signaling.
AUGCCACCGGCUAAGAAAGAGACCAAGGAAACUAAGGAGAAGAGUACUCACAAACUCGCUCUGAAAGGCUCCUCAAAAACUGUUACAGAAUUCUUUGAGUAUUGCAUAAACACCAUUCUGUUUCAGCGUGGUGUCUACCCUCCAGAAGACUUCACAGCCGUCAAGAAGUAUGGUCUCAAUAUGCUGGUUUCCCAAGAUGAUCAGGUCAAAGCAUACAUCAAGAAGAUCAUGUCACAGCUGAACAAAUGGAUGCUCAAGUCCAAGAUUUCAAAAUUGAUCAUUGUCAUCACCAGCAAAGAAACCGGUGACCCUGUCGAGAGAUGGCAAUUCGAUGUCCAAAUAUUUGGCAAAGAUUCCAAGAAGAAGGGGUCGAGCAAGACGGUGGAUGAGAAUGCUGCUAGCGCAACUGAGCAAGCUUCUGAGAAGACAGACCAAGAUGUGCAGCAAGAGAUACAGUCCAUCUUCCGCCAAAUCACAGCUUCGGUCACAUUCUUGCCCAUGCUUGAUGGUAACUGCACCUUUAAUGUACUCGUGUAUGCCGACCAAGACUCGGAAGUCCCACUAGAAUGGGGUGACAGUGAUGCAAAGGACAUCCAAGAUGCUGAGAAGGUGCAACUACGCAGCUUCUCCACCAACAACCACAAAGUCGACACUCUUGUGAGCUACAGAUUGGCCGAAUGA